Phycodurus eques (leafy seadragon) is the source of this 6314-nucleotide messenger RNA. RefSeq names its product spermatogenesis associated 20 (gene spata20). The transcript is spliced from 16 exons. The coding region runs from base 51 to 2516 and encodes 821 amino acids. The record is from RefSeq and is a predicted model, not a curated record. NCBI's taxonomy places the organism in Eukaryota, Metazoa, Chordata, Actinopteri, Syngnathiformes, Syngnathidae. Gene Ontology annotation, biological process: carbohydrate metabolic process.
GCCUGCUUGGUAGGGAAGUUUUGGGACCACCCUCACUGUGUCAACACCAAAUGCUAGCUUGCCACACUUUAUGGAUUAGAAUGCUCAGACUAGCAUGGUGUCGCUCGGCGUCCAAAUAUAGCUGCGUGGAACCUACGCGUCUUGUCAUUGCAGCCCUCGGGCACACGACCCCUCCUGGCAAGAGUUCGGUUCAUAGAGUAACGUUGUUGCGACAGUUUACCCACCACCACUCAGCAACCGUCCACUUCCACAGAUCAUCUUCCCUUACGAUGGCAUCAGGGGGUGAAGGUUCAUCAUCGACUCCUCCCCAACACACCAACAGGUUAGCUAAGGAGAGGUCACCCUACCUGCUGCAACAUGCACACAACCCCGUUGACUGGUAUCCAUGGGGACAAGAUGCCUUCGACAAGGCACGGCAGGAAGACAAACCAAUCUUUUUAUCAGUAGGCUACUCAACAUGCCACUGGUGCCAUGUUAUGGAGAGGGAGUCUUUUGAGGAUGAGGAAGUUGGCAAGUUACUCAGUGACAACUUCGUCUGCAUCAAAGUCGACCGAGAAGAAAGACCGGAUGUGGAUAAAGUCUACAUGACCUUCGUACAGGCAACAAGUGGAGGGGGAGGAUGGCCCAUGAGUGUGUGGUUAACUCCUGAUCUCCGUCCUUUCAUCGGGGGCACUUACUUUCCACCCGGAGACCACGGAAGACGACCUGGCUUUAAGACAGUCCUCACCCGAAUCAUGGAUCAGUGGCAGAAUAACCGUUCUCACUUGGAGUCCAGCGGGGACAGAAUCCUCGAGGCACUGAAAAAAGGUACGGCUGUGACUGCAAACCUGGGCGACAGUCCUCCUUUGGCUCCUGAUGUGGCUCAACGCUGCUUCCAACAGCUGGCUCGCUCUUAUGAGGAAGAGUAUGGAGGGUUCAGAGAUGCUCCCAAGUUCCCCACACCGGUGAAUCUGAUGUUCCUCAUGUCUUACUGGUCUGUGAAUCGCUCCACCUCGGAGGGCGUUGAGGCUCUCCAGAUGGCUUUGCAUACACUCCGUAUGAUGGCGUUGGGUGGCAUCCACGACCACGUUGCCCAGGGUUUUCAUCGUUACUCCACAGAUUCCUCUUGGCACGUUCCACACUUUGAAAAGAUGUUGUACGACCAGGCCCAGCUUGCCGUCGCUUACAUAACUGCCUUCCAGGUAUCAGGUGAGCAGAUUUUUGCGGAUGUGGCGAAGGACAUACUGCUUUAUGUCUCCAGAGACUUGAGCGAUAAGUCUGGGGGCUUCUACAGUGCAGAGGAUGCAGACUCCGUCCCAACAUCAGGGGGUUCCGAAAAGCGUGAGGGAGCUUUCUGCGUUUGGACAGCCUCGGAGGUUAGGCAGCUGCUGACAGAUGUGGCAGUGGGUGCUAGUGGGCCCACUACCCUGGCAGAUGUUUUCAUGCAUCAUUAUGGAGUGAAAGAGCAAGGCAAUGUUGCCCCUGAACAGGACCCUCAUGGGGAGCUGCAGGGCCAGAAUGUGCUGAUUGUGCGGUAUUCCGCAGAAUUAACAGCUGCGCACUUUGGUGUUAGCGUAGAGACGGUCAAUGAGCUUUUGGCUUCGGCACGAGCCAAAAUGGCAGAAGUGAGGAAGAUUCGGCCACGCCCACAUCUGGACACCAAAAUGGUGGCCUCCUGGAAUGGUCUGAUGCUGUCAGCAUACGCUCGUGUCGGAGCCGUGCUUGGGGACAAGGCCCUGCUGGAGAGGGCGGUGCAGGCCAGCCACUUCCUCAAGGAACACCUGUGGGAUACAGAGAGGCAGACCGUUCUGCGAUCUUGUUACCUUGGAGACCAGAUGGAGGUGCAGCAAAUAUCACCGCCUAUUUCUGGCUUCCUUGACGAUUACGCAUUCAUCAUUUGCGGCUUGCUCGAUCUCUAUGAGGCCACACUGCAGACAGAGUGGCUGCAGUGGGCCGAAGAGCUCCAGAUCAGACAGGAUGCGCUGUUCUGGGAUUCAGCGGGUGGAGGGUACUUUUGCUGUGAUCCCAGUGACAGCACUGUUCUUCUGCAACUCAAAGAAGAUCAGGAUGGAGCCGAGGCCAGUGCUAACUCUGUGUCGGCAUCCAAUCUGUUGCGUCUGUCUCAGUACACUGGAAGGCAGGAAUGGCUCCAGAGAUGCCAACAGCUGCUGGCAGCCUUUUCCGACCGUCUUACCAAUAUCCCCAUCAGUCUACCUGAGAUGGUCCGUGCCCUUAUGGCACAGCACCACAUGCUUAAGCAGGUUGUGAUCUGUGGCCAAAGAGAUUCAACGGAUACUAAAGGUCUUUUAGAGGCAGUCAACUCCCUCUUUGUACCACAUAGGGUCCUGAUGCUAUUAGACGGCAAGGCGGACAGUUUCCUCUGCCAGCGUCUGCCUGCGCUCUCCGCCAUGUCUCAGCAGGGCAGCGUGGCCACUGCCUACGUGUGCCAGGACUUCACCUGCUCGCUGCCCGUCACUGAACCCCAGGAACUACGCAGGCUGCUGCUGGACGGGCAUAUGGAGAUGCAGGCAGAAUGAUGAGUUGAAACACUGUCCGACUUAACCAAAUGAGCUUUAAAGACUCAAUUUAUGAGCAAACCUGGCCAGCCUAGCUUGUUCUUGCAGUGGCUAGUUAAAUUGGAUGUACCCAUCAAGUGCUCCAUUCAUUCAUUCAUUAUUAUUACUAUUAUUAUUAUUAUUUAUUAUUUUGCCACAACAUUAGACUUAAACUAAUCCGUGUAUCUUUAAUUAUUGCUCUUCCUUAAUACUUUAAAUAUCUGCACGGUCUUAACCUUACCAGCCUCAAAGAGCCGAUUAGGUAUACAAAAGUAAAGAAACACAGCUGCAGUGGCAGCUUAUUCUAAAUAUGAAGCGCUUCUAGUCUUUUGUGACUGCUCAGAAGAGAGUGGCACACUUAAUAGAACUUAACCUUGUGUUGAACUUGCAUUUUUACAAUUGAAUCGGUUUUCUUCUGCAAGCCUCGUGUUCCUGCUCACGUCAAAUGGAUCUGACGGUAGUUUUCCACACAUCGGAAAUGUGAGUGUGUGUGUGGGGGUGGGUGCAUGUACCAUCUAUUGUUAGUCAGUUGUACGUGUCUGCGUUUGACUUCAUGUGUAAUCACUUGACAGUGAGCGAGCUGCACAAGUGAGGAGCCCCACUCUUAACAUCUGCUCUCACCCUCACUCAUCCAUCCAUCCAUUUUGAACACCGCUUAUCCUCACCCUCACUCACUUUCUUGCAAUCUUAAAAUUCACCAUAUCAGCAAAGACAACUUUACACGUAGGCUUUACAAGACAAUAUAGGCAGCACAUUUAUCUGGAAAGGUCCUAAACAAUAAAUAGGCCAGAUACAUUUAGUGGGAGAAAAACAAAUCAAAUUUCCUGAAAACUUGGGAGAUGGGAUAGCUCUGGAAGAAGGUGCAGUGACAGCAGUUUGUUCUCACUGUUUGAGUUACAAUGGCAUCCAUGGAACAGUCCACCCCCCCCCUCCAAAAAAUCAUAAUGGUGGCAUCUGUCGGGCUGUCAUUCUUCUUAAAUCCUGGUUAAAAAAAAAAUAAUGUAUGCAUUUUGGUCCCAAUUACAACAAUUUAUACCCCAAAGUGUAUUAUUCUGCUAAUUGAAUGCCUCCUUUUUGGAAGAAAAAAAAAUACCAGCAUUAUACUAGCAUCUUAAAAAAAUUCAUUUUAUCUCUUAAGACGCCACAUACAGCAAGUACAACAAAUGACAACCUGCUCUGAGGAGAUUAGCACUUCUGAACUAUGUUAAAUGAGAGCCCAUGAAACCCAUGGUUUUACAUUAAAUCAUCUGACCCUCCAUAUUAAAAAAUAUGUAUUUUUCCCAGUACAUACAUUUGGCAGUGAGAGGGUUAUUUAAAUGUUUGACCAUUAAUUUGUAUUUAGGGCAUCAUCAGUGAUUCUUAAUGAAAUAAUAAUAAUAAUGACACUUCAUUAUUUUAUAAUCUCAUGCACAAAGAAAGGCACCCAAUAAUGUGCUUGAUUACUAAAAUAUACUUUUAAAGAUAUCGCGCAUAACAAAGUAGAGCUGAAAAUUUUGGAUUUCAAUUAUUGAAGCUUGAUUGCUGACUACCGUCAUUUUCCACCCAUGUCAUUUCCAAUUUUAAGAUGCUAAUUCCCCAAAUAGAAAUUCACUUUCCCUCAAAAUGUGUUUACGAUAUAAAUUUUUAUGGGCAUAACUGUAAACAGAUAAUACUGUAUUUAAUAAAUGGUCUGACUUUUGUGUUCAUUUUUAUUUUCUGCAAUAAAUCUCAGAUGGGAAAAGUCCAGCUGGUGGAGAGUGAUUCUGUCCCAGUUGUCUCCCGUAUUCCUCUUUUGUACUAUUUAUACUCCUUACGCAGAGAAAUCCCCUCUCGCUCUCUGGAAUGCCAGCAGGCUGAAUGAAGGUAAUGUAAACUCUGUGUGACUUUGUGUUGUAGGAAGAAGGGCCACAUGGGAAUAUUCAGUGUACACGUGUGUAUGUGUUUCUAUGCGAGUGUAGGAAAGGAGACAGAUGGGCGGCUGAUGUUGAGGCGAUGCAGUUUGGCUCGCAGGUUCCUGCUCUGGGCUCUGGAAUGAAGGAGACAAAUAAGAUGUUUCAUCCAGUCACAAUACGAGCACCGCAUCACUCUCCUUGCCUGAGGAAAAUUGUCACCUUAUCCACUGUGCGUUUCCUCCUUUUCCGCAGUUUUUUUUCUCCUUCCUCUUUCGCACAACUUUUGUGUCGGGUUGAUCAUGGAGAUAAUCCAUGCUUCUAUUCUGUGGCAAACGUAGACGAUGUUUUUAACUUGAAAUUGUUUAGAGAAGAGGUUAAGGGAGAGUACAGAGCACAGCUUGACAGCGGACCGCAAGAUGUAGUACUUUGUUCUAUUUUAGGUGUUUUGGCCCAUCUCACUUUUUUGUGGUUAUUUUGCAUUCCCUCAAAUACCCUCCUCACGCAUCGCUCUUUUCCUCCACCUGUGUCUCAUUCUAUCAUCCUCUAUCUGGUGCCAGAUGCAUGAAAUAAUUUCACACACAUGGCACACACAAUACUUUCGACAAAUUAAAUGUGAUUAAAAAUGCAUAUCUUCAAGUUCAACAGAAGACAGAUGUAAGGUGAUAACUCUAGAACUUAUUUACAAACCACAUCUGCCAUUUCGAGUUAAAACGAUAUAUGAUUCCGAAUGCGCCUUCUGCUUACUGCUUCCAGCACCUUCCGGUCUUCGGCUCUAUAGACUGUUCAUUCGGUGUUGUUGCUAUUGUUCCAUCCUGUUGUUCCCAUCCUUGUGUAUUUGUUGUCGUAUGAUUUAGCGAUGUCAAGAUGGCUUAUUGGGUGCCAUUUUGAUGUACAAAUGGUUCAGGCAGUGGCAAGAGUUUUUUUUGGCUUUCCAAGUGAAAAAGGAAUUUUAAAAAGUUAAUCGACGGGAAGAAACGUGGUCAGCUGUGGGUGCCUAGCAGGCAUUCCAAACAGUGCUAAUCACUUCGAACCGGCGUGUUUUGAGACAGAUUUAGCAGAAAGCAUUGGAUACACAGGUGUCGUUAGGCGGUGCCAACUAUUUUUCCUACAGCCAUUGGGACCUCAACCACCAGCAAGAGAACUAAAUCUCACAGCCACCACGGUGCCGUGGCGCAGACAAGAGAUGAGGAUUUCCUUAUACAUACAUACGACUAUUAUGGUUAUUAUGCACUGGUUAGUCGUAAAAAAAUACCCACGCUGUACUUUUUUCACUACUGUCCUCUGUACUUUUGCCUAUAUGACAAGCCAACAGACACGGCAAAGACUUUCCGUGCGGCGGAAUCUUUGUCCUUUGACCUUUAAUUAAGCAAACUGUUGAGAUUUUGUGGGCGGCUGUGGCUGAGUAGGUAGAGCGGGGACAUCCAGUGACCGAAGGGUUGGUGGUUCGAAUCCUGGCUCCGACUGUCCGCAUGUCAAAGUGUCCUUGGGCAAGAGCCUAAACCCUAAUUUGCUUCCAGUGGGCCUGGCAGCACCUUGCAUGGCAGCAGUCGCCCAUUGGUGUAUGAAUGUGUGUGAAUGUGAGGCUUUGUAAAGCACUGUAAUAGUGGAGAUAAAGUGCUAUAUAAGUGCAGUCUGUUUACCAUUUUACUAUUUUGGCCAUAUUGUUGCAUCACAAUCAGACUAAUUUACAUAAUACUGCACCUACAGUUCCUCCCGCCAUGACUUUGCAGUGGAUAAAAAAAACUGACACAUUUUCCGCAAGUGACAGCUACAUGGAACCACUAUCACAUCAAAGCCAAAAACACAAAUAUAUUGUAAUAUUGUUACAUGGUAGCAGCAAAUAGCAUGGUCAUCACAGCCAGAAAAAGCUGCCCCAAGUGGAGGAGUUCAAGUAUCUUGGGGUCUUGUU